Carassius auratus (goldfish) is the source of this 3275-nucleotide messenger RNA. Its product is annotated as max dimerization protein 4-like. Bases 230 to 856 code for a protein of 208 amino acids. NCBI's taxonomy places the organism in Eukaryota, Metazoa, Chordata, Actinopteri, Cypriniformes, Cyprinidae. The transcript is spliced from 6 exons. The record is from RefSeq and is a predicted model, not a curated record. Gene Ontology annotation, molecular function: protein dimerization activity; RNA polymerase II cis-regulatory region sequence-specific DNA binding; DNA-binding transcription factor activity, RNA polymerase II-specific. Gene Ontology annotation, biological process: regulation of transcription by RNA polymerase II.
AAGAAGCCAUCGCUCACUCUCAGCCUUUAGUUUAUGUGCAGUCUGCUCUGCAUUCACUUUUGAGAGUCUCUACGACUCAGAGCAAAGCUGUCCACAUCGAGCUUUUUUUGUUUAUUUGUUAAUUUAGUUUCCCCCUUUGUUUUGCACCUUUUGUUAAACAUUGCACUUUACGUUUUUUUUUAUUUUUAUUUUUUUAUUAUUUUAAUUUCUGUAUAUAGCCUACACCAGGAUGGAACUGAAUUCUCUUCUUCUUCUUCUUGAGGCAGCUGAGUAUUUGGAAAGAAGAGACAGAGAAGCUGAACACGGUUACGCGUCUGUUUUACCCUUCGACAAUGACUUUUCCGGAAAGAAAACGAAAUCCUCUUCCAUUUCCAGAAAACCCCACAACAACAGGUCAUCACACAAUGAGCUGGAAAAACACAGACGUGCCAAACUGCGCUUGUACCUGGAGCAGCUGAAACGGCUCGUGCCUUUGGGUCCUGACAGCUCCCGUCACACCACACUGAGUCUGCUCAAACGAGCCAAGAUGCACAUCAAGAAGCUGGAGGAACAGGACAGGAAGGCUCUGAACGUGAAGGAGCAGCUGCAGAGAGAACACCGCUACCUCAAACGGCGUCUGGAGCAGCUGUCUGUGCAGGGCUUGGAGCGCGUUCGCACCGACAGCAUGGGCUCCACCAUCUACACCGACUCUGAGCAAGAAGUGGACGUGGACAUCGAGGGGAUGGAGUUCACAGCAGGUGAAGGUGAGAGCGUGCACAGUGUUAGUGAUGGAGAAGACCACUACAGCCUGCAGAGCAGCUCCAGCGAUGGAGGACACCAUCCACACUCCUGCAGACUACAGGCUCACAUCUGCUAGACGAGUGUGACCUCCCCAUCAUACACAUCAGCCGUCCUCACAGCUGGCAGGAUGCACCUGGCUGAUUUACACUCCUCGGGAAACUCGCAACUCUUGCUACGCUUUAUAUCAAACCCUCCCCAACACCACAAAUACACAGACGAGCAGUAUGUGGUUUAGAAAGAACAUGUGUGUGGUAAUGCAGUUUUAACUCGUCUCUUCUGAUGUCAGACAGCCUCUGAACUCCAAGGGAAUUGGCUUGCUUAUGUGAUUCUACUGUGGAUUUCUGGCCGCGUUUACACUUGCACAAAAUCAGAUUUGUUUAUAACUAACAUCAGAAUUCGUCGCACAUUUAUAAACACAAAAAUUCAUUUUAUCGCCGCCGUUCUGAUUUACAUGAUCAGAUUACUUUUUUCAAGUAACUAGUACAUUAAGAGUUUUUUUCUAUUUAAAACAAAUAAAGAGGCUCAGCCCAUGUGAAAUAAAGUAACACAAAAGUAACGCAUUACAUUCCAUAAACUGUAACUAAGUAACACAAUUAGUUACUUUCCCCGACACUGUUUCAUCUGAGCCACUCCAAACAUUCAGGAAGCUGUCCUGUGAUUUCAUGAAUUAAAAUAGGUUCUACUGAACUCUAAAUAGUAUUUUUGAGCAGCAACGUGAUCAUUAUUCUAGUGUGAAUGUAAACGCUGUGUCGUGUCUUAUAUGAUUAUAAACAAAAGGGGAAAAAACAUAUAUGAUCAAAAGAUCAGAUCAGUGCAUUAAUGUAAACGCUGCCACAAAACAAACAAAAGUGCGGAGUAAAUCUAUGCUAUCUAGGUAGGCAGCUCACUAGGUUUGUGAAUCAGUUCAUCUUGCAUCAUGGGUUUGAAGAGGAUUCUUGUGUGGUUCCUAAGAAAAGUGCAAGUAGCAUCAUGCACACUAAUAGACUAACGGAGCAGGAGCGAGAGGACAAAACUAAAGGGCACUUCUAGGAAUCCGUGGAUUCUAUUUCAGCAUUUACCUCUGUGUAGAAGUCUUUAUCUAAAACUAUCAGUAGUAAAUGAUGUAGCAGUAAACUUGGAAAGCUGAUGAACUGAUUCUGGCCCCAGUCUGAAAGACGUGAGAAGAUGAACAGAGCUGUUUUGUUUCAGUUGUGAGUAUUACACUCAAACCGACAAGUUAAAACUGCAUGACCGGCCGUGCAUGUAAAGUUACUGUCAGAAAAUCAUACUGAUGCUUUUCUUCAUUUCCCCGUAACGUACUCGCAUAAUUCCUGACGCCUUUAUUCUUCAGCAGUAUAUAUAUGCAGUGCAUUGUGCAAUACUCCAUGUAUGAAUGAAGAAGGUUCUUAAUGCUGGGAAUCCCAGCUCUUCUGAGACCCAAAUAAAAAGAAACAGAAAAAUAUACAUAUAUAUAUAUUUGAAAAAAGGAAGAAAAAACAAGUGUAGUUUAUAUUUUCUGUAGUGCUUUUGUAGUAUAUUUUCCAAAUAGAAGAGUAUAUGAGAAUGACAGGAAGUGAGGCCAGACUGAUGUUUGGGAGAGCUCUGUCACGCUGUGCCUUGACUCGUCUUAGCCUUGUUUCUGUGAUCCAUCCCUCCGAACCAGCACGACCUGCCAGCUUCCAUCCUCAGAACAGAUUGAUGAGGAACAUGACUUAGUCACCUCUGACCUCCGUCAAAACUACUUUGUUCUGUCAUGCAUCAUCCUGAACAACACUGGUCAUCUUCUCCUGUGGCAGCUCGUCUCACCUGAUCAACUCUGCUCUUGAGGCUCUUUCCAUUUUUAUUACCCUGUCUUGUUAUUAUCAUCCUCAUUUCUAAGAUGUGUUUUGUAUUUCAAACAAUGAAUUGGAAGACCUUGGGAGAAGAGCAUUGGAAUCAAUCAUUAAUGGCAGCUGGAGUCUCCCAGAGGUAGAUCCUGUUCUUUAGUGUUAAAGUAUCUGAUCCUCUGCCUAUAAACGCAAAGAGACUGCAAUAAGAGUCUUGUGUUUGCAAAAGUGUGCGGUGUUGUAUUAGAAAGGAGCACUGUUUCACAAUUAUGGUGCAUAUUGUGACCAACACGUUUUUUGGUUUGUUUUUGUUUUAUUCUCUCCAUUCUAUGCAAACACUUAAAGGAUUAUGGAAGCCCAUUUCUGCCACAGAAAAACGCAAAAAAUAAUAAUUUUAACCAAAUUGUUUUAUUAAUAAACUCAGAAUUCUCAGAAUUGUUUUAUCAGAGUUGUCAGUGAAAACUUAACUCAGAGUUUACUUCUUGUAAUUUAUUUUGUGUUUUGUUUCCACCAUGUAAUAAAACAUUUAAAUUGAGUCUUUUUAUGUCACAAUUCGGAUUUCUUGUUUCUUGCAAUUGUGAGUUUACGUCUCACAACAAUGACAUUUCUUCUGAGAAUUGCAAGUUUUUAUAUAUUAUUUUAUGCAUUAUAAUAUUCUGUCUUUUUAUUUUGUGGCAGAAACUGUCUUCC